Messenger RNA from Chanos chanos (milkfish), 1235 nucleotides. RefSeq names its product RWD domain containing 2B (gene rwdd2b). The transcript has 4 exons. Gene Ontology annotation, molecular function: protein binding. The record is from RefSeq and is a predicted model, not a curated record. NCBI's taxonomy places the organism in Eukaryota, Metazoa, Chordata, Actinopteri, Gonorynchiformes, Chanidae. Bases 264 to 1148 code for a protein of 294 amino acids.
AGAGUGCUCAGGAUAAUGAAAGUUUAAUCUUACAAUUUAAGAUAAUCAUUUGAGGUUUCACUUGUAUAAAGGCAGGUUAGGGCUAUCCCAACCAACAGCCAGUUUGCACAUCUGAGGAUGUAAUCUGUUUGACACGUUGAAAUGAACUUGCUGACUUAGCUCUGCUAGCCUACUGGGGCAAUGGUCAUUUGCUAGUUUCAGGUACUUGCUCAGAAUUGGGUCUGUCUGGUUUGUUUAACCGUUUGUAUAUCGUGGCAAUAGACAUGGCUUGUCCUGAAGAGGCCGAAGCACAACUUGCUGAAAUAGAGCUAUUGACAAGUAUGUUUCCUAGUGAAGAGGAGUUGGUCGUGGACCAGAUUGCGCUGGCAGAACUGAGAGCUUAUGUUGAGGGUUCAACAGAUGUUCCUCCCCACUCAAGACCAGAGUUCACGGUAAAGCUGAAAGUAGACACGCCAUCAACGAACCAGGUAAACGUAUCCAUCUCUUGCGCUUACUCAGUGGAGUAUCCCAAAGUGUUACCGGAAAUUUCUGUCAGAUGUCCCGAGCUUAGUAGGGCACAGCAGGCUGAACUUCAUACUGACCUGAACUCAUACCUUUUGGAGAACUGCUGUGGGGACGUUUGUGUUUUAUCUGCUGUAGAAUGGGUCAAAGACAAUGCACAGACAUACAUUAACAAGAGUGUUCCAGCAAGUGUCCCUAAAAAAGAGCCCACCCAGCCACAGUCAAGUGAGACCUUCACUCGGCUCUGGAUCUACAGCCAUCACAUCUACAACAAGAGCAAGAGGAAGAAUAUUCUGGAAUGGGCCAAAGAGCUCAACCUGUCUGGUUUUAGUAUGCCAGGGAAGCCCGGCAUUGUGUGUGUAGAAGGUCUUCAGACCCAGUGUGAUGAAUUCUGGGCUAGAGUAAAAGUUUUAACUUGGAAGAGAAUCAUGAUCAGGCACAGGGAAGAUGUUACGCUUGACCCCGAGGGUUAUGGGGCAGAUAGGACUGUGGACGCUUUGCGUAGGUUUACUGGCUUUGACGAGGCCAUUUUUGACCCCCAUGGUAACAGAGGAAACCACAUGGACCUUGGGCAGCUGUACCAGUUCCUUAACGACAAGGGAUGUGGAGACAUUUUUCAGAUGUACUUUGGGAUUGAGGGAAGAUAAAAGUGGUGGUUAUGUACCCCAGUAAUGUGUAUUUUUAUUUUUGCCUAUCUGAAGUACUGAACUCAAAACCAAUGCUGAAAAUGCUCA